AAUUGAGGUUAUGAAGUUAUGUUUUUAUUUGAGUUAAAUUUCGAAGAAUUAUAUGGGUUUUAUUGAAAAUGAGCUCGAAGAAAUUAAAAAAUUGGCCGAACGAAAAAUUCCAUCUUGUAAAUUGGUCUGUUGUGUUAAAACGAUGGUUCGAGCUGAAAUAAAAUUCACAGAGUACAAGAAGAUCGUCGCUUGCAUGCAAUUUCCCAAGAACUAUCCGGAAUCUACACUACUUAUCGAACUCAAAAGUAAGACGUUGUCCGAGAAGCUAAUACAGGGGUUAACUAAUGUAUGCGAAACCGAAGCAAAAAAGCAUCUCGGCAGACCACAAAUAAUGCUGACUUUAGCGUUUCUUCAAAACUUUCUAAUUGAGAAUCCGCUGUCUUGUUGUCAUAGUGAGAUUGGUAAUAUAAAAAGACUAUUAGUGGACGGUGUGGACGAGUUAAAACUAAAACAGAAAUCUUCCAGUAUUUUUUUAAGUAUUGUGCAUGCGAAUUACUUUUGGAAUGUUAAGUUCUUUGUACCGGAUAAUUAUCCAGUACUAGCCAUUGAGUUAAAAAAUGCCGAAACCAAUUUGCCACCGACGCUGCGACAUCAUAUAUUUGAGCAAGGACGGGAGAUGGCACGACAGUGUGUGGAGCCCCCAUUGAAAAAACCGAAACCAAACGACCCGCCUUUCAAACCUCAACCUUCCCUCGAGAAAACCGCAUGUUUUUUCAUAAACUACGUGAAACAGUUACCCAGCCAAGUUUGUCAGUUUUGUAAGGAGCAAUGCUUACCGUCCGAUCCACAACUAAUCGAGAAAAAUGAAGAGUCGCCCCGGCAUCUGGAGCGUAUCUUCUGCGGCCACCUGUUUCAUCAAGAAUGCCUGUUUAAUUAUUUAAAGACGCCUCCCUUCGGUAAUAAAAGGUGCGGUAUUUGCGGGGAGAAAAUAUCUCAUCAUAAGUGGAGCUUGUCAGAUAAAUUGGCGGAAAAUCGAUGGGCCCAUGAACAGGCCAGGGAAAGGGAGCUGGCCGAAGUUGAAGACUUUUUCAAUUGAGCAGAUGUUUUUAUUGACCUAGUUUUUUAUUAUUAAGUACUUAAUGUAUAAUAUUUAUUUAGAGUACACUAUUAUAUUGAAUUAUGAACUGAG
This is a messenger RNA of Photinus pyralis (common eastern firefly), 1129 nucleotides long. RefSeq lists its product as uncharacterized. The transcript is spliced from 3 exons. Gene Ontology annotation, molecular function: protein binding. The record is from RefSeq and is a predicted model, not a curated record. Bases 53 to 1036 code for a protein of 327 amino acids. NCBI's taxonomy places the organism in Eukaryota, Metazoa, Arthropoda, Insecta, Coleoptera, Lampyridae.